Molecule: messenger RNA, 10539 nt
Organism: Pocillopora meandrina
Lineage: Eukaryota; Metazoa; Cnidaria; Anthozoa; Scleractinia; Pocilloporidae
Source: the annotation of a GenBank genome assembly
AUGUUAAAUACCAACGUAGUUGUGGAAGACAACCAAGUUAUCAGGCUUGUCCUCGAUUUCUUGGAUUCUAGAAAGCUUCAUAACUCCAUGAGAAGUCUGGAGAAAGAAUCCGGAAUCGUUAACUGUGGUUUCUCGGAUGACAUUCUGUUUUUAAGAGACCUUGUUCUCGACGGCGAGUGGGAGGCCAUAUUGAUCUUUGCUCAGCCAUUUGAAGGCAUCAACGAGUUUGAUUCAAGACAGUUCCGUUAUCUUGUUUUGAAGCAGAAGUUCAUGGAAGUGUUGUACUUCAAGUCGGGCUUCGGUGGAAAUUCAACAAGCUAUUCGAUUGAGGAUUUAAUAAAGUGUCUGAAUCAACUGGAAGAAGACUGUCCAAACAAGGCUGAAUACAGCAAACUAUGUUGGCUGUUAACUGUUCCUAAUUUAUCUGAGCAACCGGAAUAUCGCGACUGGAACCCCACUACUGCAAGGAUAAAGUGCUUUGAUCAGAUUCUUGAUUUACUACGGAAGGUCAUUCCCAUCGAGAAAAAAGGUCUCAAUGGGAAAUUUCCGAAGCCACUGACUCCAAUUAGAGACAGAUUAUUGCACUUAUUAAUUAAGGGACUGUGUUUCGAGAGUUGUGUGGAUUACUGUCAGUUAAGAGCAAUUAACGGAGAUCUCUCAGGGGAGCUUGAUGUUUGCAUUGGAGACAAUAUUUUAUUUGGGCCAUCACAAGAGAGUUCUGGAAAUUUUUUGUCUUGGCUCAAAAAUCUCUCUCAAGAUGCAUUCAUUACACCUUUUGAACCAGUGAGUUUAGAAGUGGACUUGAAGAAAGGAAAACAAACACCUGGUUUUUUAUAUCACAAGUCUCCUAAGAGAGAUGAUGCUGAAAUUCUUUCAAGGAGUUUGUCUCUUUCAGGGAGGCCAGCCACAGCAGAUAUGGCUUCACACCUGUCCAGGCUGGAAACAGAAGGAAACAGGGGAGCAUUAUCUGACAACCAACCACAUUCCAGCCAACCUCUCAAAGGAAUUUCACAAUCGUAUAAUGAGUUUCACUACAAAGGCUCUUCAGAAAAUGAGCCAUUGAAUAAUGCAGGUAAUAUUGGCCUCCCUAAAAGAAGAUUAGACUCGAGACAUGAGGGUGAAGAAGAAGUAUUGGCUGAAACUGGUAUACUAAAUGAUGAUACAAAUAAUGUUGAACAUGAACAGGAUCCUUCUCAACCCCUAGUUGCUAAUGGUACAGACUCGAGUUGUGAUCCUGGAGCUAUUCAUAUGCUGAAGGAGCAACAACAACAAAAUGUUUUGAAACAGCUUGAAGCCUAUGAGAGGCAGAAGCAAGAUCUUGAACGACAACUUCUAGAGUUGUCUUUGAGAGAGACUGCAAAUAAAAAACCUAAUACAACAGAUAGUACAACAUCUCAGCUACUUAGUCAUAGACCUGAAUCCAGUGAUUCUUCCAAUGUCUCUCAGAGUAAACUCUUAUCUAAUGAUGUGGGGUUUAAAAGUCAUCCAAGUCAUCAGCCAAAUGGAGAGGCAUCAAUUCAUGGUCCAUUUGAAGGAAAUGUUAAUCAUGUUAACAGUGAGGAUUACUUGCCAUGGCCUCAAGGCAGCUAUCAAACACCGGAAAGUGUGAGGCCAUUUCUAAAUCAUGAAAAAAAUGAUGCAACUUGUUUCUCAGUCACUCAAGUCGUGACAUCAACUCCUGCUACAAAGCCAAAGAAUAAACCUGAGGAUUUAAACUUGGCAGAUACCAAGGGUAGUCUUACUGCCUAUGAUGGAGUGCCAAUUACGCCAGCAGAGCAAACAUUUCCUAACACUCCAGUAUUAAAUGGACAUGCACCUUUUGGGACAGGUCACUGGGUUGCCUUGGCAGACGGUUCAGGAGUUCUGAACACCAGGUAAAUGACUUGCAGUGAUAAAAAUAUUAGAGCAUUAUACUGAUAAUCAAGUUCAUUGUGGUUGUUUAAUUGAAUGUUUGUCAAAACAUUCAAGUGACAAAACAUUUUGUGACUACUACUAGUAAAUCAAUAGAAAAUGUAAUAAGUCGUAAACCACAUUGUGCUUUGCAUUACAUGCUAACCAUGAUGUGAAAUUGUUUUAAACAAUGUUUUAGUUUGAAAUUGUACUUCUAACAGUACUAUAAAUCUAUGACAGCUAUUUAAUAAUCCAGCUUCUAUGUCUGACUUAAGUGUUUAAAAGGUCUUGACUCUGUUUACAGAACAGUUUUCAAUUGGCCCUUAAAAGAAAUCCAUUAUUUAAAGGGUUGAAGCAGACACAACUAUUUUGUUAGAGUUUGAUUCCAGUUUUCAGUUCAAAGGAUGCCUUCUGACUAUCCAAUUAUUGCCAUGAGUGCAAUUUGAACUUGUCAUGGUAGAACAUUGAUGUAAAAUUUGUUGAUGAAUUUUGAAUAAGCAAAUUUUAUCUAAAUAGAUUUGUAAACAUACACCAUGAAUACUAGACUUAAACACUGGUGUAGAAGUGAAAUAUAGCCAAAACAAAAGAAUUAGGUUUGCGUGUCGGAGCUCUAUAUUCAAUGUGGGAUUUCAGUAAUCUUUUAAAACUGACUCGCAUUCUGGAGUGAUAAUAUAAUUCUAUUUAAAAUGAAUGUCUGUGAUGGUUUAAUGUCAUUUUAGUACACCAAAGUCCACUAGGCAAGGAUUGAAAUCUACUCCAGCACCACUUGCAUCUCCUAUCCUGCAUGUAGAUGGUGCCACACCCCCAUGCAGCAUUCCUCUUGGUUUUGUGAAGGAGACACCUAAAGAUGUUGUAGAAUGCAAUAAAACAGAUUCACAAAUGCUCCCUGUAUCAGCCUCUGACACAGUAAUGGUAUGUUACCACUCCUUAGUGGUCCUUUGGACCAAACUCUCACCAGCCAUUUUUGUUUUGGUAUCAUUUUACUACAACUACCAUAAUGCAAUGUUUUUUUGUCUCAUAUUUGAGAUCGAUAAUCCCAGUGUAUUUCAAAUAAAAGCAGCACUCUAUUGGUACAAGAUUGUUAAGACCUGAAAGAUUUUGGUGGUUGUAGUUAAAUGCUGCCUUCACAGUUAUGGCCAAUGUGCUUUUUCUGACUGUCAUGUUAGACCAGAGAUGACAGGCUUUAGAUGUUUUGGAUUGCACUGUUUGUCUAUGGUGCUCUAACUUUUGUUUUCACUUGAUAUCUUUACUUCUUGCCAUUCUCCUGAUUUGAACUGCAUUUGUACCAAAGUUUUUGGAGUGUUUUUCUUAAAAUCUUAUCCACUAUGUUUAUGGGCCAGAAGCAAAAUGCAUGAGGGGCCCAUUUCUUGGAUAAGUCCUGAUAACUUAAUGGGCCUGCAGCCAUAUUUUAAGAUCAAAAUUUAAAAUAAGAGAAGCAGGUUCUGCCACCAUAACUGGUCCAUUUUGUUUCUGUAGCUGAUAGUUUUAUUGUAUAAUUUUCAUAAUUUUUGAAACCUCUAUCAUGAAUGAAAACAGGACAGCUUUACAGGCCCAUUAAGUUAUCAGGAUCUCUGAGAUACAGGCCUCAGGUUGCAUGGCCUCCUCUUAUUCCUUUUCCAUUUACCUUUGUUUGAAAGUGUAUCAUUGAUACCAGAUUGUAUAGGCAAUGGUCUUUAUUUGGUUUAAUUAUGUAUUUUGUAUUUUUCAAAAGGGAAGGUAAACAUGAGGGAGUAGCUCUUAAUAAUCUGCUAAAUUGAUAAAGUUAGAUUUUUACAGUGGUAUAAAUGAUAUUCCCAAACACUGAGCACUGUAUAGGAGGGUUAAGUAUAGUGAUUUAACUAAGUUGUGAAUGACUGAAAGUUAAAAUUUAAGGGAAAAAAACAGGGUUUGUUUUAAUUUGUGCUUCGUCUGUUUAUUAAAUUUACUGUCAGUUCCAACCGCUUAAAUCAAUCUUUUUGACAACCCUAGAGUAAAAACAUUUUUGUUUGGUGAGUACAUGUAUUUGGUAGAGAUUAGAUGGUCUUUUCCCUUCUUGAUGACAAUUAAAAACCCUCAAAAUGUCACUAACCAACUGUUCUAAGUGGUUGCUUUACAAGAUAUUAACUCACUACCCUUCACACCUGCCUCUUCCUUCAAUGACAUCAUAUCUACUUUCAUUUAAUUUUUAACACCUCUUACCAAACUGUGGAUAGUGUGUAAGGUCUGAAUUUAGCCACAGUCUAACUUACACUCAAGCUAGUUGCUCAGUGAAUACAAUGCCUGUCUUCAUCUUCAAAGUAAGUGAAUUGAAUCUGGUUUUUCAUGGUGGAGAAGCACAAGAGAGUGUUGUGAUCUUUGUAAAUAGUUUUUCUCAUGGUUCUUAAAGGUUUUCACAGUUCAUUUGUUGUCACUUGUCUUAGUUACUGGUUUACAUGUAGUUAUGUCUGCAAGCUGUGCUAAACACAGUGCUGCUCUGUUCUUCUUAUCUGACCUUUGUUUUCUUCAGUUUAUGCUUGUUUUAAAAUUUGCAUUUAUCCAGGAAACACUGGUGCCUUUGAAUUCCUACUGUGAUUCAAAGAAUAUCCUGUAGGUCACAUCUAUUUGUCCAUUUCCAUUUGCUCAACAUACAAAGUGUUAUGGUUUCUCUGGUUACAUUCUGAGUUUGGUUUAUAAUCUAUGUAAAAAUGAUUUUAUUUUCUUAAAGUAUUUAUUCCAUUAGGAACCAGAAAAUGUAAAGGAAAUGCAACAGUAUAAUUUUGGAGUUUUCUGAUCAAAAAAUGUGUACCUCCAUGAUUAUUUAUUUUGAUUUCCUUUCUUGAUUGAAUUACUGGUACCUGUGAAGGGUUUGUUUCUACAUCCCAGGGAUUUUAAUCUAAAACUGCACUCUGUCAUAGCUCUGCUGUAUAGAAUGGUUAUGCAGGUACCAGUAGGUAUUGGAGGUUUGAUCAGUCAAAUCCACUGAACCAUUUGGUAAUCCUUAAAACCUAUCCACUUGGCUGGUUGUUGGAUCCUCAAACAGGUUUCAUAUUUAUAUGAGUUAAGUUCUUGUCAUCUUGAACACACAUUUGUGUUUAUUACUCAUGGAAGAUCAAAAACGGCCCUUAGCUCUGGUUAUCUCUAAAGUAAGUCUCUGAAGUGGCUGUUGUUUGUUUGCUGAUUUAUAUUGUUUGCAAUACUGUUGUUCAAGCUUGAUUCCUACUAUGCAAGACAGGCGGUUAUUUCUUUUAUUGUGGCUUUCAAGGUUCUAAUAUUAUUUUGACAUAGAGAGGCUCAUUACUCUAUCAGGCCUCUAAAGGUCAAUCAAAACUCCUUCAUUUCCCUUUGGACUUGGACUUAAUGCAAGCUGUUUGCUGUAUAUUUAAUCAUGAGAUUCUUGACAGAAGUUUAUUACUGCUAGACCUUUAUGAUGUUAGAGACAGAAUUAUUUUGUCUAUUCCAUGUUACACCAGUGACAUAAAUGGACCAAUUUUUACCUUUUCUUUUAUACCUUUGAAUGAAAUGUUUUGGAAAAUAAAAUGUAUCAUAUUAAUUUUUUCUAUCUUACAGGACAAGGAGAAUGGUGUCUCCCAUAAUCAACAGAUCCCUUUGAAACGAGGACCAAAAGUCAAUGGUGUGCGCAGAGCCUUGGUGCCACAGGGUGGUAGUAAGCACAAGAUUGGGGCCAUGGGGGAAAAUAAGGACAUUAUAAUCCCAUCUCAAGGUGAGGGCCUCAGUGGUAAUGUACCCACACCAGAGAUUAUUAAACCAGCCAACAUUGGGAGCAAUACACCUGCCAGUCACCAAAUACAAUCCACUAAUGUGAAGAUGGAACCAGUAUCACAAGGUUUGCAUGAGGGAGCAGUACGAGAAAAUGGGCAACCUAAAAGGAGUGGUAUGACAUUUGUAGUUGACUCAAGUACGUAAACACUGUAUUGAAAAUAUACACAUAUGUUUACUUUCUUUAAUUUUUGUGUAAUUAUAUUGUUAUUUGUUACAAAGCGGAGGAUACUGGACUGGAACAAGACUGCAAUAAAUUGACUCCUUUUCCUGAUUCACUCUUUUUGAAAGAAAAUUUUGACCACCAUGUACUUCAUACCAUGGAAAUGUUAUCUUUGUCAAACAUUGAGCACAAAUGUUGUGGGUUAUUUACAUGUGUAUCAGUUUUUUUUUGAAAGGUUGCACAGGAUCAACCACCUAUUGACUUUUUAUGCAACAUCCAGUUCUCCCUCCGUUUCACAAGCAAAUUAAGAAAAUUUGGAAGAGUAUUUAGCACAAGCCACUCUUGUUUCCUUUUCCAUGUACCCCUUAUUUUACACUGAUUUUAUGGUUAUACUCAAGAAACGGAAGUAAUUUGCAUAAACUUUGCAGUCAAAAACAUUCACAGCUCAAAUUGUUCAACUUUAUUUCAUUAUUAAUGAGAACUGGGUCUUUAUCAGGAGCAGAGAAUCAAUCACAGAACUCAAGAGCUCCAAGUGGUGAUCUUUAUCUAGGAGAAAAAAAGCCUCACAAGGAACCUGAUAAUGUCAUUCAGAAAGGUACUGAUACUGUAGUUUUCAGCACUUUUAACCUUUUAAAGCCUAAGAGUGACCAGCAUCUAAUUUCUCCUUAUAGUACUACUGCUGAAUCAUUCAUUAAGGUUAUGAGAAUGAAAGAAAUGAUUGUCAACCUAAGAUGCUUUGAUUUUUAAACAAAUUCUUCUUGUUAAUACCAAAGGAAAUGUAUAGAGAAGAGUAUGGAGAAUAUGGAUACUGAUGUUUAGGUCAUUGCUGUGCAUUUGGCAAGUAAAUUUCUAAAUACAUUUAAAUAGGAAUAGUAAACCUAACUUGACAAUGCACUGUUUCUUAAUUUUGAUGCAAUAAUUAUUUCACAGAGAGAGAAAUGGGGACAGUUAACAUGACAUUCCGUAAACCUUCUACCAAUUCACCACCAAACAACACCACAGUGACUAUCAACAAUGGUAAUCAUAGAAAUCAUAUUUCGUUACUGGAAAAACAGAGAGAAUUUCUGCAGUCAUCCUCUGAGGCCAAGUUUUAUACAGUAGCUACUCUAGAAGAUGUGCAAGCUAUCAGAGCAAUAGCAUUUCAUCCAUCAGGAGAUUUGUUUGCUAUUGGGUCAAAUUCCAAGACUUUAAGAGUCUGCACAGCUGAAGGGUUAAACUCUCAAAGGAGAAUGGAAAGGUACUAGGUUUUAGUAUGUCAUUCACUUUUCUUAUUUAACAACAACUUAUCAGUUAUCUUUAGUUUGAGAUUUAUUGAAAAUAUGAUUGUAAUUUUUGUGAAGAGUGAACAUGACCACUCAGAAAUAGUAAAUGUAUGAAAGGAAUUGGUCAUACAUAAAAAAAAGAGAAAUUCAACAAUAUUUUGGAGGUAAAAGUCAGGAAAUUUGAGUAUGGUUUCCAGGAAGUUGUGGAAGAUAUAAAAAAUUAUAGAAAAACAGAGGGGAAAAAACAUCUCUACAUUAAUCUCUCAAUCAGAGAGUAUGGAAAACAUCAAAAAGUCCCUGGAAAAAGUCAUGUUAAGUCAUAGAAUUUUAUGACUUAGAGAUAGUUAAAUCCUUGAAGUAUUGGGAGGUAAAUUCAUGGCCAACUUCAUCUGCUGUUUGUUUUACACUUUACUAAUAUGGCGAGUUUUUUUCUAUAGUAAAGGCAGUGGCCAACCUCCACAACCAACCAUUCUCUUCAAAAGCAACCGUCAUCACCGUGGCUCCAUUUAUUGUGUAGCAUGGAGUGCUUCAGGGGACAUAAUAGCUACAGGAUCAAAUGACAAAAGCAUCAAGAUGACCAGGUUUGAUGCUGAAACUUGCUCUGUGACUUGGCCAGGGCUGGAGCUUGCUAUCCACAAUGGUACAGUUAGAGACCUGGCCUUUGUUUCCCGAGCCAGUGGGACACCAGUUCUAGUGUCUGGAGGGGCAGGUAUUAACUUUGUUUUCAAGUAAAUCUUCCCCUUAGAGACACCUUGUAAACACACUGACCACAUAAAAAUGCUUGAUGUUUUCUACCCUAAACUGCCCUUUUCUCUUCAAAGUUUAACUUCAGGAAAUUAUCUUUUAAGGGUCUCAUUACUCUAUGUAACCUUCUAGCCCCAACAAGUGAUUACCAUCUAAUUUAUACUUACAGUGCCAUUUCUGAAUCAUUAAACAUUAGAAACAGAGUCACAAGAAUAGAGGAAAUGCUUGCUGACUCAGAAGCUCCUGAUCAUUAAGCAUUUUCUCCGUGUUGAUACCAUUAGAAAUUUAGUGAGAACAGUAUGGAGACUUACUAUACUUGAGCAAGGGUGUAAUAGAUUAAAGGAAAUUUUCGAAAACUACCCUGAGUUAGCUCCACAAGUGGUAUCUUUUUGCUUUAUUCUGAUGUUAUCUACUUAGGGAAGACCACACCGUUCUUAAAUCACAGUGCGUUGAAUUUCUUGUUCAUUCUAUCAAACAGGAGAUGGAAAUAUUAUGAUCUCUGACUGUAGUACUGGUCAGACAAUAGGACAACUCAAAGGUCACUCAGGACAUGUCAUGGCUGUGUAUGCUGACAGUGAUGAUAUCAUAGCCUCAGGGUCAGCAGAUAACACUGUAAGGUUGUGGGAUCUGAGGUCACAGAGAUGUAUAGAUGCCAUAGCAACUGGUGAUAGCUGCGUGGCCUCAGUUUGCGUAAACUCAUCAGGCAACAUGUUAGCUUCAGGUAAAUGACACAAAUCUUUUGUGUGAUGUACAAUUUUUGGUAAAAGAGUGUAAUAGUGUGGGUGGGUUAGGGUGUCCCUGAAGAAGGCUGUUGUUGGUGACUGAUGUUUUGACAACCUCAACCUGAGAGGGAGUCAUCAUCAUCAUCGGAGUCAUCAUCAGAUCCAUCAUCAGUAUAAAUGCUGUCAGCAGGAGGGACCAAUAUGAAACAAGUUCAACUGAAAAUUUAUUAAACUAACACUGAGUAUGUUACCACCAUGAUUUAUUGUGUUAGUCUCAAAUAAUUUUUCUUAUCAAAGUUAAGGGUUUUGCGUGGUGUAAUUUUCACCAGCCAGUAGUCCCUGCUUAGGAUUGGAGUUUGUUUUAGACUUGCACCAUGUGUUACCACAGUUUUAUCUUUCUGGCUUAGCUUCAAAGUUUGGUACAGUUUUGAUGCUAGGCCACUUUUUGCUAUGAUGAAUUAACUGGAAUUUGCCAUACUAGCAGUACAUAUCAGCACCUUAUCAGUCUCCAGUUUUGUUCUAUACUAAUGUGUGGUUUUCUUCUGCUGUUUUUCUCUGUAACCACACAGGCCAAGAAGAUGGAAGCUGUAUGAUCUAUGACAUUACAGCUGGGAGAACCCUACAGCUUUUCAAGCCUCACACAAUGGAUUGUAGAUCAGUGCGUUUCUCACCUGAUAAUAACUUUCUUUUGACUGGAUCCUAUGACAGUAGUAUAAUCUUGAUGGACAUAAGAAAAGACUUAGAGACACAAGUACCACCUUACUCUGUUGUGGCUCAUCAUAGAGACAAAGUCAUCCAGUGCCGUUGGCACCCUACUCUCCUUGCUUUCCUGAGCUCUAGUGCAGACAGAACUGUCAGCCUUUGGGCUCCAGAGUGCUGAAAAAUUGGAAGUGCCUUUUAAGGUUUGGCCUCUUUAGAGUAAAGGAGAGCUUGUGGGAUGUUUCCUCUAAUAUGAUGGGCACUUUUGAAGCCAACAAAAAGGUCUUUCAAUUGUAGAACACCACCACAGAGUUCAGUCAAGUGUUUGAACCAUUUGAGACUUUGAUUCGAUGUGAUGAUGCCUACUGAAUGAAGUUGAAAUGAUUUCCUAUUUGGCUCAGGUCAUUUUUUAUCACCAAUUUAUACCCAAAGAGAGAUCUUUGCCACAGGAAAGCAGUACUGCAGUGACCCUAGUGCUUAAAGAAGAUCUAUUAGAAAUCUUGUGAAUUUGUGUGAUACAAAUCUAAAGACAACUUUCACCCUGUAAAUAAUUUACAUACAUUUAGAAUUACUUGAAUGACACUAUUUUCAAUGAUGUGCCCAUCAGUUUUUGAGACUUAGAUAAUCUAUAAGGGAUGAAUAUUGAAGCUGUAAAAAAUUAACUUCCAAUUAAUAACUCAUAGUAACAAGUGACAAGAUGGUGUAGAUAUUGAAGUUGUUUCUCUUUUAUUUUUGAACUUAUGGUAAUCUUCUCCAAUUUCACUUAGUUUUGUUUUUCUAUGUUUGGAUUUUUCUUCUUCUUUGAUUUUUUUUUAAAUAGCAUGUAGUGGCAUAACUCUCUUACAUGAGUUGGGAUACUCUGCAUGCAACAGAGCAACAUUUGGAAGUAAUUUUUAAAGUGGAAAUUGUCUCUACCUUCACCAUAGAAACAUUUGGAUAGAACUAAACACACUUCUAUAAACAGUUGAAUUUCACAUCUAUUUUCAAACAUUUUGAAGAUUAUCUGUGGCUGAAAAACAUUUAGUGGUAAAUCCAUCUUGGACAUUGUAGGAAUAUCAUCCUGAACUCUUUAUUAUGAAACAUAAUGAAUCAUACAUAUGAACAAAAUUUUGUGGCAGAUUCUUUAGCAAGAUGGUAAACCACAUGUACAUAGAAUACAAGUUUCUUACAUAGUAAGUACCAGUUUCUUAUUGAUGCUCCUUAUUCUAAGAGGUCAUUAAUUCCAUGCAUGGUUCUAUGGUAUUUGUUAUGAAUUGUUUUAUUUAUAGUGUUAUGAGGUUUCAAUCCAACAAUCAAUUGUUAUUUAAAGAAAGGUCACUUUAAU